Messenger RNA from Lolium perenne, 2831 nucleotides. RefSeq lists its product as uncharacterized. Lineage: Eukaryota; Viridiplantae; Streptophyta; Magnoliopsida; Poales; Poaceae. The record is from RefSeq and is a predicted model, not a curated record.
CCACCUCUCACUCUCAGCUAUCACUUCACUUCACUUCACUCUGAGCUAGGCUAAUUUUACUCCAACGGGUCGAACGAGGGGAAUAGCCAAGCCGCAUUCCAAAUCCACCACGCCGCCCGGCGCUAGGCCUUCCAUUUCUUCCUCCUCGACGCCGGCUGCCGCGCGCGCCACCACUUUCCAGAUCUGCCGGGGAGGACCAUGCUCGGUCGCUCGCUCGCCUGCCCGAGGCGAGGUACGAUGGCCCCUUCUCCUCCACCUCCUCGGGUGCCUGCGUCAGCCACCACCAUCGACGGCCUCGACGACGGCACCAUCGGUGAGAUCUUGCUCCGCCUCCCUUCCUCGGCGUCCUUAGCGCGCGCCGUGCUCGCCUGCCGCCGCUGGGGCCGUAUCGCCUCCUCUGUCCUCUCCGGCUUCCGCGACCGCCACCCGUCGUCGCCUUUCAUGGGCAUCUUCGUCUCGGAUGGGGGCCACGAGUCUUUGCCGCGGCCCUUCUUCCUCCCAGCAUGCUCCGAUGUCCCCGGGAGCGACAUCGACGCCCACCGGGACAUCGCCGCCGUCACACGCAAGGGUGACUUCACGCUCGCAAGGCUCGACAAUGGCCACCGGUGGCGCCUCCGGGACUGCCGCAAUGGCGUCCUACUCCUCUCCCGGGACAACCAUAGUUCCCUGUGGGUCUACAGCCCACUCUCCGGGGGCCAGCCCGUGCCGAUUCAGCCCCGUCCGGAUGAUGCCAACGUUGAGGGGGAGUUUUUGGCACACUGCUUGCUCGACGGCACAGUGCCGCAAUGUGGCCAGCGGUUAGCCGUCGACUGCUUCCGUGUGGUAUCCGUGCAGCAGCGCCGCCAUCGCCGGGAGUUCCGAGCUGUGGAGUACGACUCCGGCACUCGCGAGUGGAAGCGCCACCCGUGGGCUAGUCCUCCGUUGGGGAAUGGUAAGCUGCCGAAAUGGGGCUUGAUGCCAAUGUAUGCCGCGAGCCGCAUAUUCUGGCAGUAUGAUGACGCUUCCCUGCUCGUGCUCAAUACACGCGUCAUGGUUUUCUCGCUGUGCCAUCUCCCAUGGAAGACAAUCUCUCAAGGGUAUUCGAUAGGAGAGAUCGAGGAUGGCACAGGCUCCGUUCAAGAAAAAAAGGAUGGCAAGGGCUACCUCGUGUGCCUUCAAGGCCUGGUUGGCUGGGCCGCCAUCCCUAGGUUGCAAGUUUGGGAACUUGAUGCCGAUAAUGCGUUGCUCGAGUUCAACUUCAAGGAGGAAGUCCCCAUGAUCAAAGUGCUUGGCAUACCUUAUUCUACCAGAGUGUGUGAUGUCUGCACGGUGACCAAUGGGCUAGCGGUACUGACCUACCGCCGCGGCCCUCACUGGGUGGUGGACUUGCAGAAGAUGAGCCUGCUGGCCAAGUUUCAGUUUUCUGGAUGGGGUUACCCAUACCAAAUGUCAUGGCCACCAACUACCAAUUCAGGAUCCACACCUCCUCCAGAAGAUACAGGCAUAGACCUGGAUGAUGGCAGUGCUAUGAUUCAGCCUGUGGAGACGGUUAUUUCUUCAGAUAAUUCUGAAACAACGCUGGGGCACCUGGAUGAGCAAAUGCCUUCACCAUCAAGAUAUGGGAGCAUGGCCCCGGCCUCUGCAUCAAUCGAUGCACACAGCUGCAGUAAUUCUCUUGUGGUUGAGUCUGAGAUAAUCUCCACAACCAUGGUGCGGAAAAAUAAUCCGACAGAUCAGUGUCAGAAGAGUUCAAUCGGGCAGCUGGCAACAACAGAACAUAAGCCUCUGAACAAAGAUGCAUCGAACUGUCCACAGCAGGGUGACCUUCCUAGGAGACCAAGAAGGAAGGAAGCAGCUCAUCCCAUGGGUGCUAGGACUCGCUCAAGUCAUGUUGUCCAAUGCCGGAACAGUUCAAUGGGGCGGCCGGCAACAACGGAGAAGCCUCUAUGCAAAAGAAACAAUUUGGUCAGAGUAGACAACCUGACAGAUGAAGAGCCUGGUGGCCAGAGGAAGAAGCUGAAAACAAAAGCAACAAGCAAUGCUUGUCCUGAAGAGCUAGUUCAGCACAUUCCUUCACCAUCAAGCUGUAAUCCAACCACAGUGCAUCAAAAUAAUCCAACAGUUCCAUUCGGGAACAUUUCAAUGCGACAGAAGGCAACAACACAGCAUGCAAGGACCAAUAAUGCGAAAACCAAUCUGCAUGUUGAGGAUGGCAAUGCGAUGCUUGAAUGCAACUCAAAGGGCUGCAAGAGAAUGUUUACAUUGAUAUCCACUCUGACCAGACAUCGUAGGGAAGUCCAUAAGAACGGUAAAUGUAUCCCAUGUGGACGGUGCGACAUGAAGUUUACAAGAACAGAGAAUCUUAAAAGUCAUUUUGAAGAAUGCAUAACUCGAUGGCGACCUGUCUAUUCAAAGGGUGCACUGAGGAGUUUCCUGACAAGCAUGCUAGGAAGACUCAUGAAAAAUCUAACCAGCAUGUUGAUGAUGGAACUAAGAAGAUCAAAUGCCACUUCAAGGGCUGCCCGAGAAAAUAUCCAUCGAUGCAAAAACAAAACUGGCAUUAUACGAUAUCUCAUAAGAGCCCGGGAGUCCAAUAAAGGAGAAGAUAGAGGUAUAGAUGGCCUUAUACCAAUAUGUUGGAGAGGCAGCAUUGUGGUCUGCAGAAGCCUGAAUAUUUUGUUCUUGCGCAGUAUGUUUGCACAUGUUAUAUCAAUGCGGUUGGAAGAAUCCUUACAGUGGUCUUUUGUGUAUAAAUUUCAUGUUUACCAGAAUACCAGUUGUAGGAGUACUUGCAGUAGUUUUUUGUGUACCUACAGGUCAUGAUUAGAGCAUGUGUCCAAUUUCUUCCCUUA